Messenger RNA from Hyaloscypha bicolor E, 3556 nucleotides. RefSeq lists its product as uncharacterized. NCBI's taxonomy places the organism in Eukaryota, Fungi, Ascomycota, Leotiomycetes, Helotiales, Hyaloscyphaceae. The record is from RefSeq and is a predicted model, not a curated record. Bases 152 to 3439 code for a protein of 1095 amino acids. Gene Ontology annotation, molecular function: phosphorelay sensor kinase activity; protein binding. The transcript has 9 exons. Gene Ontology annotation, biological process: phosphorelay signal transduction system; phosphorylation.
ACGGGCUGGAGUUGAAGUUGGGGGAACCCCUCAAGAGCCGCUUGGACAGUUCUGCUGGGUGGGAGGAAGGAGGAACCAGUAAGCGAAUAAGGAUGAUCUAGCAGACAGUGAAGUCUGGGGAGGCAGUUCUAGCAAACAGCCUCGACCCUCGAUGCAGAACAACACGCACGCCCAGAGCGAGCCUUCCAGGCAUUCGGCCCUCGAUCUCCAAUUAGCUGUUCUGCGACAUCUGCCAACCCCCGUGUUGGUUCUCUCCCCGAGCCGAAAGGCCGUGUUCUUGAAUCGAGCUGCCGAACGGGCCAUUGGAAGUUCGGACCCCAUACAAUCGGGGACGAGUGCACUCGGGCAGGGCCCUGUCGACUUGGGGAUCAAUCUGCUGUAUAAUCGGAUGUGGAACGUGGUCCUGGAUAAACUUGUGACGGCACAGAAGGAAGCCAACUCGGAUGGGAACACUUGCCCGGUCCACAAACUCGACGCUGUGGUUUCGAACACAAACCUCACGUACGAAGAGAGGCAUUUUCGGAUACUGGCCUCUAUAGUUACGGCUGAUGAUGGGAUGUACUUUCUGCUUUCGUUUGAACGGGCUGCACAUAUCGAGAAGCAAAUAAAACCCCACCAUGACGACCAGAUCUCCUCCCCUGAUGGAGGCCAUCCCGUUACUCCAAAUGGAGCGCAGCAUGGCACAGCUGUGGACGGUCGGAGAGACAUCCAUCGGAUCAAGAAAGCCGUGUUCGACAGCAGUAAUAUAGCGUCAUUCAUCUUAACUGUCGAUGAGAAGUUCUAUUUGACGAACAAGAAAACGAGAGAGGUUCUUGGAGAUUUUAUGGGUGGAGCAGAGGGCUGUGAUGGGUUGAGCUUGAGAGAGAGGCUGGAAAUCUGGGAUGAGCACUUUACAAGGCCACUCGAGCAUGCUGAGUUCCCCGGAAUGAAGCUGGUGAGGGCGAAGAAGCCAUUUACAGGCUAUCGAUGCGGGUUUAUGCAUACCAUAACGGGCGAUAAAGUUGUGAUGAAUGUGAGUGGGGAGUGUUUAUAUGACGACGACACGGGAGAAUUUAUGGGAGGGAUCUGCUGGUGCAGAGACCUACAGGAGUAUGGAGAUUUCUUGAGUGAGCAGCAGCAACAAACGUUGGAAAGUCACGAAACGAUUUGCAACCUGAUGCCCCAUCUUGUUUGGACAACCACGACGGAGGGUCUUUGCGACUGGUUUUCUCAACGGUGGUACGAAUUUACGGGUAUGAAUAAAGAAGAAUCACUCGGAGCUGGAUUCCAAAACGCAAUACACCCUGAUGAUCUCCCGGUAUUGAUGGACAAAUGGGAGCACCAUCGAAAAUUAGGAAACGAAUGCGAGGUUGAAAUAAGAUACCGACGAAACGAUGGGGUCUACAAGUGGAUGCUUGCUCGAGCUUGCCCCUUAAAGAACGAAUCUGGCAAGAUAUUGAAAUGGUAUGGAACGAACACAGAUAUCCAUGAUCUGGUCAUGGCUCGAAUCGAGGCAGCGAGGAACAAACUUCAAGUACUCACCGUGCUUGCACAUGCGGAGGUCAACUUGUUUUCUAUCAACAAAGACCGAAUAUGUACGAUGGCCGAAGGUGGCAUGCUCUGGGACUCUGAAGCGGAAUCAUAUGAUAUCAAUAACAAGUCGACACUGGUUGGAAAAGAUGCAAUCGAAAUUGCACAACAGACUCAGCCCGGAGGUGUUCCUGGCUACGAGAGGAAUGUCAUGGAGGUUCUGUCCGGGAAGGUUGGAGUUGCGCAGUCCGAAGACAGAAUUGGGGACCGAAUAUUUCGAACUAGAGUUGUGGCAGAAUUAGAACAUAACUCGAGUGAUGGCGGUAAGGAACCAGAAGUGAAAGGGUGUCUUGGAUUAAGUAUUGAUGUUACGGAUAUGAAGGCUCGAGCUGCGUUAGAGUUGGACAAUGCUCGAUUGAUGAUGGAGGAGCAAGCUGCAAAGGAUUCGAAUCGAGUGAAGAGUCAGUUCUUAGCAAAUAUGUCUCACGAAUUGAGAACACCCACCGCUGGAGUGAUUGGAAUGGUCGAGUUGCUCAGCGAAGAUCCAAAUCUGACCUCGGAGCAGCAAGAAUAUGUCAAUAGCAUUCAACUAUCUGCCAAAGCGCUUCUUACAAUCGUCAACGACAUCCUAGACUUCUCAAAGAUCGAAAGCGGCCGCCUUGACAUCGAAGAGGUACCUUUCAAUCUCGCAUCGAUCAUCAGCGAGCUGUGCAAAUUACUCGGCAUGUUCGCAAACCAAAAGGGAUUAAAGUUCGGUUACGAGAAUACUAUGGACGAGAAUCUCGAACUUUUUGGAGACCCUGGACGGACAAGACAAGUGCUGUCCAAUCUUCUGACGAAUGCUUUGAAGUUUACCAAGGAAGGAUCUGUUCACUUAACAGUGUCAUCAAGGGCAAUGAGUCCACAGUUGGCCGGUGACGAGGUCCUGGAGGUUCAGUUCAUCAUCGAAGACACGGGAAUUGGUAUCGAGAAGCAUGUGCUUGAUAAAUUGUUUAGGCCGUUCAGUCAGGGCGAUUCCUCGACUGCCCGCCUGUUUGGCGGGACAGGACUCGGGCUUACGAUUUCAAGAAAUCUGGCAAGCUUAAUGAAAGGCUCCAUUACCCUCGACUCCACACCCAACGUGGGCAGCAAAGCAAUCUUCACCGUUCCGCUAAAAGUCUCCUCUUACUGUCGCAACCCACGCCUCGACGCCUCGACCUCCUCCCCACCACAUCCAGGCUUCCGUCUCUCCGCCCGAACAGGCAAGAAGUUGACACCAACGUCAACGCAGAACGUAGCUCACCGCUCUAUAAACCAAGACCUCCUGAACCAACAAAUCUCCAACAGCGUGACAGAUUAUUCACCAGUGCCGUCACCUCCAAUGGAUCGGUCACUUCGCCACGGCUCUGUUGAGGGCCUUUCGCCUGGUACUCCACUUCAAUUGUCUGCAGAGCAAAGGAGUAUGGUUCAUAUUCUGGUUGUGGAAGAUAACGCAAUCAACCAAACCAUAGCAAUCAAGAAUAUUCGCAAACUCGGUUUUCCCGUAACAGCCGUCUGGAACGGCCGCGAAGCCCUCUCCUACCUUCUUUCCCCAUCCCGGACACAACCAAGACCGUCGAUUAUCCUCAUGGAUGUACAGAUGCCGGUUAUGGACGGGUAUGAAGCUACGUGUAUCUUGCGUACUGGGAAGGAAUAUUCUCUGGACCAAAUUGAGUCGAAAGAAAGGAAUGCCGAUGGCGAUGCUAUUAAAGGGCCAGCUGAGGGGAGUGGGGCAAGGGCGAAAGUGAGGCUGAGUGACAUUCCUGUGAUUGCGAUGACCGCUUCAGCCAUUCAGGGCGAUAAGGAGAAGUGUCAUGAGGCGGGGAUGGACGAUUAUCUGGCUAAGCCGGUGGAGAAGGCGAGGCUGGAGGAGAUGCUUCUUAAGUGGGCAGGGAGGAGGAGGGGGGGUUGAGAGGAAAAUAGAAAUAGACAAAUUCGACCUCGUUCAGUGUCAGAGAGUCCAGGAUAUUGGCCCAAUGAUCAAUUAUCUGAUGAUACCAACCUCGUGGAUAUCUAUGAAAGAAUGGAC